GCAGCGGUCGCUGGCCGAGCGAGAGUUCGCUGCGCUCGUCGGAGGUGCGGACGUCGUACCGUACAUCGCCUCCGCCUCCCUGCCAACGACGAAUCGACGGGACGUGACCCCGGACACCACCCUCGCGGCGCGCGGCGAAGACAUGUAGUGCGAGUGGCAGUGUUCGAAGCAGCUCCUCCGCCCUCAGUCGCGACUCCCGGCAAUCCUGCAGCGCGCGAGCGCCCCGUGCGAGGCCAGCCAGCCAGCGAGCGUGUGUGAGUGCCGUGCCGUGCCCGGUCGCAGCAAGCAGGAGCGCCCCGAGCGCCCGCCACCCCGAUACGCGACCGCGGCGGCCGUCCAGGCGCGUCCGAGCCUGCUGCAGCGGUGCGCGGCGGCGCACGCCAUGGCCCCAGCCGCGGUGCGGCGGCCUGCGGGCGCGACGGCGGCGUAAACAUGGCGCGUGUAUAGCGCAGCGCGCGGCAGGAAGGCUAUACGCCGUGCGACGCACGACCACUGCGAGUGCAAUUCGCGUGCGCGUGUGCGUGCCAGUAGUGUAUAAACAGCCGAGUGGCCCGAGAAUGACGCCCUCCGUGCGUGUCCUGCUGAUGUCGAUGUAAACAAACGCACCGCGAGCGCAACCAGCAACGGCGUUAAGAUGGCCGACCUGGAGGCGGUGCUGGCGGACGUCAGCUACUUGAUGGCGAUGGAGAAGAGUAAGUGCACGCCGGCGGCGCGCGCCAGCAAGAAAAUAGUGCUUCCCGACCCCAGCGUUCGAUCCGUGAUGCACAAAUACCUCGAGAAGAAGAACGAAGUCAAUUUCGACAAGAUUUUCCACCAGACACUGGGCUUCCUGCUGUUCAAGGACUUCUGCGAGAGCAGCGUCUCCGAGGUUCCGGUGCCGCAGCUGCGCUUCUAUGAAGAGAUCAAGCAGUACGAGAAGCUGGAGUGCUCCGAGGAGCGCAUGAAGCAGGCGCGCGAUAUCUACGACAACUUCAUCAUGAAGGAGCUGCUCUCGCAUUCGCACGACUAUUCCAAGGAGUGCCUGCAGCACGUUCAAAAGCAUCUCAUGAAGAACGACGUGCCGGUUCAGCUGUUUGAGCCGUACAUCGAGGAGAUCUACAACCAGCUGCGCGAUGAGCCCUUCAAGAAGUUCAUCGAGAGCGACAAGUACACGCGCUUCUGCCAGUGGAAGAACCUGGAGCUGAAUAUCCAGCUGACGAUGAACGAUUUCAGUGUGCAUCGCAUCAUCGGCCGCGGCGGGUUCGGCGAAGUGUACGGCUGUCGUAAGGCCGACACCGGUAAGAUGUACGCCAUGAAAUGCCUGGAUAAGAAGCGUAUUAAGAUGAAGCAGGGUGAGACACUUGCGCUCAAUGAGCGCAUCAUGCUGUCGCUGGUGAGCACCGGCAUCGACUGCCCGUUCAUCGUCUGCAUGACCUACGCCUUCCAGCCCGACAAGCUCUGCUUCAUUCUCGACCUGAUGAACGGCGGCGAUCUGCACUAUCAUCUCAGCCAACAUGGCGUCUUCAACGAGAGCGAGAUGAAGUUCUACGCCGCUGAGGUCAUCCUCGGCCUGGAGCACAUGCAUCGGCGUUAUAUUGUCUACCGCGACCUUAAACCCGCGAAUAUUUUAUUGGACGAGCACGGACAUGUACGUAUCUCCGAUCUGGGUCUUGCCUGCGAUUUCUCCAAGAAGAAACCGCACGCCAGCGUCGGUACGCACGGAUACAUGGCGCCGGAAGUGCUGUCAAAAGGCACGCCGUAUGACAGCAGUGCCGAUUGGUUCAGUUUCGGCUGUAUGCUGUACAAGCUGCUGAAGGGACACUCGCCUUUCCGUCAGCAUAAGACAAAGGAUAAACACGAGAUUGAUCGUAUGACGCUCACGAUGAAUGUUGAGCUGCCGGACGCGUUCAGCAAGGAGCUGAAGUCACUGCUCGAGGGUUUGUUGCAACGCGACGUUGACAAACGCUUGGGUUGUCGCGGUGCUGGCGCUGACGAAGUGAAAGAACACGCGUUCUUCGCUGGUAUUGAUUGGCAGCAGGUGUAUCUGCAGAAGUACACACCGCCGCUGAUCCCGCCGCGCGGUGAAGUCAACGCCGCCGACGCCUUCGAUAUUGGCAGCUUCGACGAGGAAGACAAGGGCAUUAAGCUCACCGACACCGAUCAGGAGCUCUACAAGAACUCGCUGGUGAUCAGCGAGCGGUGGCAGAACGAGGUGGCCGAGACGGUCUUCGAGACGAUCAACUUCGAGGCGGACAAAGUCGAGCACAAGAAGAAGGCCAAGCACAAGUACAAAUUCGGCAAUCUGGACGAGAAGGAGUCCGAUUGCAUCCUGCACGGGUACAUAAAGAAGCUGGGCGGGCCGUGGACGUCCUCGUGGCAGAUGCGCUACGCCAAGCUCUACCCCAACCGACUCGAACUGCAUCCGGACAGCGCGAAACCCGAAAUGGUGUUCAUGGACCAGAUCGAGGAGGUCUCCUCCGAGCUGACGCAGGUGAAGAACGAGAAGUGCAUCGUGGUGCGCAUGCGCGACGGCAAGAUCGUGCUCACGAAUCCGGACGAAAUCGGCCUAAAGGAAUGGCUCACCUCCCUCAAGUCGGCGCACAAGCAGAGCCAGGAGCUGCUCGGCUCCAUGGCGAAGAAGGCGGGCAAGAUCUACGGCACCACCGACGCCACGCCCGUCAGCGUCAACAACAAGAACGUCUUCGGCAAUACCAACGGCAACUGAUUGCAGAUCAUCAUCCGCGCGACCGAAUCAAACGUAAACCAGUAAAAUGUACAGUAAUUUAUAAACACAACAAGCAACAUGAUGUAAGUAGCGUUAUGGUAAGUAAGCGACGUAAACACAACCAACCGUAGCCCAGCAGCAAGUGGAUAUUCUUUCUCUAGUUUUACGACUUCUUCAGUUCGAUAAACAUACAUGACAGUAUUAUUUAACACGCGGCGCGUGCGCCCGCCCGCCCGCCAUCUUCCCACCACCCUCUAGGAUACAGCGUGCCAACAUAUUUUGAUUAAUGACAAUCCGAGACGUGUCGAGCGAGAAGCCUAAGCAACAAAAUGCACACACACACACAAAGCUAAACAAACAAACAAACAAACAAACGGCAUUUAAUUAAUGAACAUGAAUUAAGUUAAUCGAUUGAUUGUGUAAAAAGUAUUCGUAGCCAUGUAACACAUGUCUGUCUCUCUUUCUCUUAACGAUCCCUAUGACCUUAUUCUUUGUAUUUAACUUAAUUUUAUCGAUAAGGUAGGAAGCAAAUGAAACAAGUAAAGUGUCUGUAUAUAUAUAUUACGUGUAUAGCAACAAUGUGGUCAAUUUUGGUGCUUACCAUAUUGAAAUGCAAGGCAACACAUGGACAUGAAUGGUAAUAAAGUGAUUUAUAGAUUA
Messenger RNA from Dalotia coriaria, 3364 nucleotides. It is a transcript of the gene Gprk1, whose product is annotated as G protein-coupled receptor kinase 1. The record is from RefSeq and is a predicted model, not a curated record. Gene Ontology annotation, molecular function: ATP binding; G protein-coupled receptor binding; G protein-coupled receptor kinase activity. NCBI's taxonomy places the organism in Eukaryota, Metazoa, Arthropoda, Insecta, Coleoptera, Staphylinidae. Gene Ontology annotation, biological process: regulation of signal transduction; protein phosphorylation; G protein-coupled receptor signaling pathway.